AUGGAAGCGUCCUUGCUCGUGGCUCCCAAGCCUUCCAUGCCCAGGACCGUUUCUUCCAUCUUCUCCGCCAGGGGACCCGCUAGGAGGUGGGGGCGCCUCGCCGUCGCUGCCACCGCCAAGGUCACUUGCUCUUCCUUCGAGUUCGACCAGCACGCUCUCUUCUUCGUUCUCAUGAUUCUUCCAUUUGUGCAAACACAGCAACUCGGCACCCGCUCAGAAAGUGUGAACGUCGAUGCCCCGGUCGAGCACCUAGCGUCGCCUACUACGAGCAAGACAACAACGACGGCGGGAGGUCGCGGCGGCCUGCUCGCCACCGCGGCGGCGACGACCAGCAGCUGCACGGCAGCGCUACCGUGUCACGCUUUAUCAGCCGGGGCGGUGGAAUCGAGACCGUCGCUGGACACCCUGUACCGCGCGGCGGCGGUGCUGGGCGACCUGGACCCGGCGACGGCGAGUGCGGUGGCGGGCGUGGCGGGGCCGGUGCUGUCGGCGUUCGGCUUCCUCUUCAUCCUGCGGAUCGUCAUGUCGUGGUACCCGAGGCUCCCCGUCACGGAGUUCCCCUACGUGGUGGCGUACGCGCCCACGGAGCCGUUCCUCGCCGUCACACGCAGGGUCAUUCCGCCGCUCGGCGGCGUCGACGUCACGCCCGUCGUCUGGUUCGGACUCGUCAGCUUCCUCAGCGAGAUCCUCGUCGGGCCACAGGGCCUGCUCGUCCUGCUCUCGCAGCAGCGCUAG
This is a messenger RNA of Miscanthus lutarioriparius, 735 nucleotides long. The record is from the annotation of a GenBank genome assembly. NCBI's taxonomy places the organism in Eukaryota, Viridiplantae, Streptophyta, Magnoliopsida, Poales, Poaceae.